UUGACAAGCGCACCGGCAGCAUGGCGGAAUGGGACUUGACUUCGCGAAUGGGACAGUAUUUAGACCGUCAUUUGGUCUUCCCUUUACUAGAAUUUUUAUCUGUGAAAGAACUGUAUGAUGAAAAACAGAUGUUAAAAGGGAAGUUGGAUCUUCUCAGUAAUACAAACAUGGUGGACUUUGCAAUGGAUGUUCAUAAAAAUUUAUAUCCUGACAAAGAUGUUCCACAAACUCUAAAGGACAAAAGAACUGAUGUAGUAUCACAGUUGAAAUAUUUACAGAGUGAAACCGAAAUUAUCACAAAAAUAUUUGAAGACCCAGAGGUCAUUAGACAGGUCCAGAGUUCAAGAGAUGGGAGACAACUCUUUGAAUUCCUAAGUAAAGAAUUUGGGUUUCAAAGUAAAAUGAUUGACACUCUAUACAACUUUGCAAAGUUUCAAUAUGAAUGUGGAAACUAUUCUGGUGCAGCAGAGUAUUUAUACUUUGUCAGAGUUCUGUUACUGUCUACAGAUAAGAACUUUUUAGAUGCUCUGUGGGGUAAGCUUGCCUCUGAGAUACUUAUGCAGAACUGGGAAACAGCAUUAGAUGAUUUAACUAAACUGAAAGAAAUCAUUGAUGGAAAUACUUUUGGAUCAGCUUUACAAAAUUUACAACAGAGAACAUGGUUGAUACAUUGGAGUUUAUUUGUUUUCUUCAAUCAUCCAAAAGGACGAGAUCUUAUCAUAGAUAUGUUCCUGUAUCAGCCAUUGUAUCUUAAUGCUAUACAGACCACCUGUCCACAUAUACUGAGGUAUUUAACAACAGCAGUUAUCACCAACAAAAGUAGACGGAGGGUUGUACUCAAAGAUUUAGUCAAAGUGAUUCAACAGGAAUCCUAUACAUAUAAAGAUCCAAUCACAGAGUUUGUAGAAUGUCUGUACGUCAACUUUGAUUUUGAUGGAGCCCAGCAGAAACUCAGAGAAUGUGAAGAAGUUUUAGUGAAUGACUUUUUCUUGGUAGCCUGUUUAGAAGAUUUCAUAGAAAAUGCCAGACUGUUGAUAUUUGAGACUUUCUGUAGAAUCCAUGAAUGUAUCAGUAUAAGAAUGUUGGCUGAGAAGUUGAAUAUGACAGAAGAAGAAGCAGAAAGAUGGAUUGUUAAUUUGAUACGAAAUGCCCGUCUAGAUGCUAAAAUUGAUUCUAAACUUGGUCAUGUUGUAAUGGGAACACAAGCUAUUUCCCCUUACCAACAAGUUAUCGAGAAGACUAAAACAUUGGCAUUUAAAUCUCAGAUGUUAGCUAUGAAUAUAGAGAAGAAAUUAGGUCUUAAAACAGACACUACUACAAAUACCUGGGGUCAAGAAUAGUUGCCAUAGAAACCAGUUAUCAGCAUUAAAGUCCUGUUCAAUAAAUUAGACUGUCAAGUGUUGAAAUAGAACUGAUAUUUUUAAAAAUAGAAAAUGACAUUAAAAUAUAAAAUCCAUCAUAUGCUGUCAAUAAUAAAUUAUUAUUCUCGGAAA
Messenger RNA from Mytilus trossulus (common blue mussel), 1493 nucleotides. RefSeq names its product eukaryotic translation initiation factor 3 subunit E-A-like. Gene Ontology annotation, molecular function: translation initiation factor activity. The transcript is spliced from 13 exons. Gene Ontology annotation, cellular component: nucleus; eukaryotic translation initiation factor 3 complex; cytoplasm. Lineage: Eukaryota; Metazoa; Mollusca; Bivalvia; Mytilida; Mytilidae. The record is from RefSeq and is a predicted model, not a curated record. Bases 21 to 1340 code for a protein of 439 amino acids. Gene Ontology annotation, biological process: translational initiation.